CAGUCGCUUUCCUACAGCAGGGCAGGCGUGUUCGUGGACGCAACAGAAUCGACUACGAUGGCGGCCGGCAACGAAGCUCAGCAAAGCACACCGGUGUACCUGGGCGCCCUGCUGGAUGACGGGGAGGGCGCCACCGUGACUCUGGUGGCGGGGCAGACGCGGCUGGUGGUGCACAGGGCGGUCCUCGUGGCCGGGAGCCCCGUGUUCGCGGCAAUGUUCCGCCACGACACGGCGGAGUCGCGCGGCGGCCUUGUCGACGUCGCAGACGUGGAGGGGCCGGUGCUGAGGGAGCUGCUGACGUACCUGUACACCCUCCGUGCCCCGCAGCUGGCGAGCCUGGCCCCGCGUCUGCUCGCCGCCGCCGACAAGUACGGCGUGGCGAGCCUGAAGGCGCAGUGUGAGCAGCAGCUGGCCGCUGGGCUGACGGUGGACAACGCGGCGGCCACAGCUGUUCUCGCGGUGCGACACUGCUGCCCCGGCCUCCGGCAGACGGCCGUCUCCUACAUAAAGGGCCACACACACCGAGUGAUGGCGACGCAGGGCUGGGCUGACGCAGUGCGCACCCAGCCAGAAGACGUCGUCGAACUCGGCAAGAUGCUGGCGGAGACGCCACCGGAAUCCAGCUCGCCCGCCAGCCCCGGCCCCAGCGCCGCCACUCAGCCUCCCAGAGGCGCGGCUGCCCGCCACACUCCGCCGCCUCCUGACGACGCGGCCGUCUCUCGCCUGCGGAGCCUCUCUCAACAGGAGAGAGGGAGGAGGCUGAUAGAGGCGGCCAAGCAGGGUGCGGUGGAACAGCUGCGCGAGUUGCUGGCGGCGGGGGCGGACGUGGGGGCGAGGGAGGAGGGUUGGUGGGGGGGCAGCUGGACCGCCCUGCACUGGGCAGCAGAGAGGGGUCACGUGGCGGCGGCCAGCUGCCUCGUUGGCGCCGGCGCGGAGGUCGACGCCCUCUGCCCUGGACGCGGUACAGUGUGUCCGUCAAGUCGUGCGCCCUCUCCGCUCCACAGUGCUGUCCCGGCGACCCAGUCUGGCCACACAGCCUGGCGGCGCUCACUCCCAGCUCAGCGACUGCCCCGUCCAGAAAAACACGGCAUUGCGGAGAGCCUCUCUCAACAGGAGAGAGGGAGGAGGCUGAUAGAGGCGGCCAAGCAGGGUGCGGUGGAACAGCUGCGCGAGUUGCUGGCGGCGGGGGCGGACGUGGGGGCGAGGGAGGAGGGUUGGUGGGGGGGCAGCUGGACCGCCCUGCACUGGGCAGCAGAGAGGGGUCACGUGGCGGCGGCCAGCUGCCUCGUCGGCGCCGGCGCGGAGGUCGACGCCAGGGACAGCCUGGAGCAGUACACGCCCCUGCACUGGGCUGCAUACUAUGGCCACGCUGGUGUGGUGCGGCUGCUGCUCGGCGCCUCUGCUGACCCCAACGCCAGGGAUCUGUGGGGGCGGACGCCGCUGCACUGGGCGGCAGAGGGGGGCCAGGCAGGGGCGGCGGCUGAGCUCCUCCUGGCGGGGGCGGACAGGGGGGCCCGGGAUGACAAAGGCAGGACCCCCCUGGACCUCGUCAGGAAGAGAGCUAAGGGAACAGUGCAGAAUACAGCAGCGGUGGCGGCGAGCGAGAAGGCGUUCCCCAGGCAUGCGCCGGCAGCGGAUUCGCCGCGCGGCGUGACGGUGAGUGGCUGGGGUGAGGCUCGCGAGCCAGCCGUGGGGCCACCAGAGAGACUCGCGCCCGCCAGCCUCCAGCACUCGGCUGUGAGGCGGACCUGCAACUUCCCCUCAGCCAGCAUCGGCCGCCAGGGCCCACCUGUGGCGCAGCAGGCGGCCACGCAUUUCCAGAUUGGCUGA
This is a messenger RNA of Schistocerca cancellata (South American locust), 1830 nucleotides long. RefSeq names its product serine/threonine-protein phosphatase 6 regulatory ankyrin repeat subunit A-like. The transcript has 7 exons. The coding region runs from base 58 to 1830 and encodes 590 amino acids. Lineage: Eukaryota; Metazoa; Arthropoda; Insecta; Orthoptera; Acrididae. Gene Ontology annotation, molecular function: protein binding. The record is from RefSeq and is a predicted model, not a curated record.